Molecule: messenger RNA, 727 nt
Organism: Impatiens glandulifera
Lineage: Eukaryota; Viridiplantae; Streptophyta; Magnoliopsida; Ericales; Balsaminaceae
Product: V-type proton ATPase subunit F
Exons: 5
Coding region: 132-524 (130 amino acids)
Biological process (GO): proton transmembrane transport
Cellular component (GO): membrane; proton-transporting V-type ATPase, V1 domain
Molecular function (GO): proton-transporting ATPase activity, rotational mechanism
Source: RefSeq, a predicted model, not a curated record
UCUCCAUAAUCCCCAAUAACACCGCUCUUUCCUUUCAUCUCUCAUUCAUCUGGCUCGAGGAUUUUGAUCCCUAAUUCCUUACGACCGUAUAAUUCAAGUUGGUCUGAUCUUAAUCUACCAGGAAGUUUUCUAUGGCGAACCGAGGUCAAAUUCCCACGAAGAACUCAGCUUUGAUCGCCAUGAUUGCUGACGAGGAUACAAUAACUGGGUUCUUACUGGCUGGGGUUGGUAAUGUUGAUCUGAGGAGGAAGACGAAUUACCUCAUCGUUGAUUCCAAAACAACGGUUAAGCAAAUUGAGGAAGCGUUCAAAGAGUUCACAACAAGGGAGGAUAUCGCAAUUGUGUUGAUCAGCCAAUACGUGGCAAAUAUGAUAAGGUUUGUAGUAGAUAGUUACAAUAAGCCUAUCCCUGCUAUUCUUGAGAUUCCUUCCAAAGACCACCCAUAUGAUCCUGCCCACGAUUCGGUUCUUUCGCGAGUCAAGUACCUAUUCUCUUCCGAAUCUGUUGCAUCUGAUCGUCGCUGAAAUAUGUUUAUGUCAUGCUUCAAUCGAGCUCUCUUUGAAGGAAAAUUUGUGCCAAUAAAACCGUGCUUUUCGCUAUUAUUGUUCAUUACUUGAACUCUUGAUUGUGAUAAAUUCAGUCUCGUUUUUAUGCUCGAGCAUGUAUCUUCUGUUUUCUUUGAAUUUAAUGUGAUUUCAUUCAAUUAUACUGUAUUAUUUGUCUGCAA